UUCAGGCAUUUAAUUUUUAUGCUUUUAAUUUGAUAUACUUUCAGUUCCAUGCAGACUCUUAUUUUGACGUUUGUUAACUGAGUAAAAACAGGAAGUACUAGGAAUCCAUUUUAGAAAUGCAUUGGAAAACAGUUCAGACAGUCAUUUCUUCAGACAAAAUUCAUCCUGCCUGUUGAUUCCUCGGCAGAAGCAUCGCUUUUUCACUCUCUCAUUUCUCAUCACUCACCUCAUAUGUAUGGAUUCAGUACAAUGUGAAGAAAAUAAAUCUGCAUACAAAGAAUUUCGGAUUUCUUCAUGUUCAUGAAUAGAGAGAGUUUAGCUCACUGUUAAGUUGGAGUUGUUACACCCCAGUGAGAACAGUACAGUGAAAAAGCAUAAUCCAGCUGUAGUUUUCAACAUCACGAGAAGCAAGUAGAUAAGAUAAGCAAAAUGAGUAAAAUGGAAAUGACUGACAAUGCAUCCGCGCGCACAAGAAAAUCAAAGAGCUCUUUCUCAUCGGCCUCGAGUGCAGCAGUAAGGGCACGAGCAAAAGCAGAGGCGGCAAAGGCACGAGCAGCAUUUGCUGAGAAAGAAGCAGAGCUAAAGGUACAAAGGGCAGAGAAGGAAGCAGAGCUACAAUUAGGAAAAGCAAAGCUGGAAGCCGAACUAGGCGCACUUGAACUUCAAAGAGAGGCGGCUGCAGCUAUUGCCCAAGCCGAGGCAUUAGAAGCAGCCGAACUGGAUUUAGAAGGUUCAGUCAAGACUGAGGUAUCUUCUCAAGCAAAUUUACAAAAUGAAAUUGUAACACGCACUAAUGAAUAUGUGGAUGCACAAGCUGAACAUAACAUACCAGGAAAUCAAGCACCUGCCCAUGCAACAUUACCUGAGGCAACAUUGUCAGAAGGGAGUUACGUCACAUGGAAUCCUUCAACAGAACGUAAGUUAGUGGAUGGGCAAGAAGAGGUUGAAACACAUAACAGACCAUCUGAGUAUAACGCAGUGCUGACAAAGCCAUUCUUCGGCAACCAUGCUAAAUUAAGGGAUGUAACCCACAUCAGCACACCCCUUAAUGGAGGUCAUACAGGUCUGGGAAGAUAUGAUGGACAUUACACAGCACCCAUUAGAGACAAUGGACACCUGUCAAAACCCAAGGCAACAUAUCCUCACAAAUCACCACUUAAAGCAACAGCGCCAUCAUACACUCCUAUGUAUGCACCAUCCAACCCAAGAGUGACACCUGAAACGGAACACCUGGCACGAUACCUGGCUCGUCGUGAUUUAGUGAGUACAAGUCUCUACCGAUUCGAUGAUAAACCUGAGAAUUAUUUAGCAUGGCAGUCAUCAUUUAACAAUGCUACUUCAGGCUUAGGACUCACCUCCACUGAAAUGUUAGAUUUGCUGAUUAAAUGGCUUGGACCAGAGUCUGUGAAACACAUCAAAAGGAUUCGCUCUGUGCAUGUAGUGAACCCAGAUGUAGCACUUAAAAAGGCCUGGGAUCGCCUCCAAGAGUGCUACGCUGCGCCUGAAGUAAUGGAGAAAUCUCUUUUUAAGAGAUUGGAUGAAUUCCCAAGAAUAUCGACCAAAGAUUACGGCAAGCUCAGAGACUUAGGCGAUCUUCUUAUGGAAAUCCAGGGUGCCAGAGAAGAAGGGUACCUCACAGGAUUGGCCUACCUGGACACGGCCAGAGGCAUUGGGCCCAUCGUGGAAAAACUUCCUCACGGGCUACAGGAGAAAUGGCUCUCAGUUGGUUCCAAAUUUAAAGAAGAUAACAACGGCUACUUCCCCCCAUUCGAUUACUUUGCUGAUUUCAUCUGCGACGAAGCACGUCGGAGGAACGAUCCCAGUUUCAUCCUUUUACACACCAGCAACGAUGGACUGAUGUCAGACAAGGUAGUUUCAAAUAAAUAUGGAAGAAAAAUAUCCGUUCACAAGACAGAUAUCUCUUCAGGUAAAGACCCACCUGCGAACUCACCUGAGAGAAACUGCCCCAUUCACAACAAACCACAUUCACUAAGGAAAUGCAGAGUGUUUAGAGGGAAGACUCUUGAAGAAAGAAAGCGCAUUCUCAAGGAGAAUGGAAUUUGUUUCAAGUGCUGCAUAUCAGUUAAUCAUCUAGCAAGAGACUGUAAAGCAGCUGUAAAGUGCCUGGAGUGCGACAGCGAACGACAUCAUGCUGCUAUGCAUCCAGGUCCACCACCUCAAGUCUACAGAAGGCCUACGCCCCCACCCCCACCAGAUAAUGGCGGGGAGGAAAAGGAACAUGCUAGUGACAGCACAGCCAUCUCCUCACACUGCACCCAGGUAUGUGGUCCAGGUAGUACACCAAGAUCCUGCUCGAAGAUCUGUCUUGUACGAAUAUACCCUCAAGGUCAACGUGAAAAGGCAAUCAACAUGUAUGUUAUUUUGGAUGAUCAAAGUAACCGUUCUCUGGUGCGUUCAGAUUUCUUCGAGCUUUUCAACAUCAAGGGUCAACCAUUUCCUUACGCACUGAGGACCUGUGCCGGAUUGAUUGAGACUGCAGGAAGAAAGGCAGAGGGUUUCCAGGUCGAAUCGCUUGAUGGGCAGACUAGCCUCUUGCUACCACCGCUAAUUGAGUGUAAUGACUUUAUCAUUGAUCGCUCUGAAAUACCAACACCCGAUGCAGCCCGUCAUCAUCCACACCUACGAAGUGUGGCAGGACACAUACCAAAACUUGACCCCAAAGCGGAAAUCCUCGUCUUGCUAGGCAGAGACAUUGUGAGAGUACAUAAAGUUCGACAGCAAGUGAGUGGACCUCACAACGCCCCCUUUGCUCAAAGGCUGGAUUUGGGAUGGGUCUUGGUAGGAGACGUGUGCCUGGGUAAUGCACACAAACCAGCUGUGAAUGCAUUCAAGACAAGUGUGCUAGAGAAUGGCCGACCCUCUAUUCUAAGACCAUGUAAAGGCUUCAUGAAGCUGACUGAAGAUGAGUCCCAUGGCAACGAGCAAAAAAAUGAACCUCACAGGGCAUCGUUUGAGGCCCUUGGACUACAUGUCUUCAGCGAAACUGAGUCCGACAAUAAACCCGCCCAGUCCAUGGAAGACACAAUCUUUUUGGAAAUCAUGGACCAAGAAAUGUAUAGAGACACAUCAAACAACUGGGUUGCUCCGCUCCCCUUUAGAGAUCCUCGUCAACGCUUGUCCAACAAUCGGGAACAGGUGUUCACUCGCUUCUCCUCCCUCGAGAAAACACUGCUGAGAAAAACUGAGAUGAGAGACCAGUUUCUAGAAUUCAUGAAAAAAAUAUUUAACAACAGACAAGCAGAAGUGGCUCCUACACUGGAGGAGAAUGAAGAGUGUUGGUACCUGCCUAUUUUCGGAGUCUUCCACCCUCAAAAGCCGGGAAGCAUCCGUGUGGUGUUUGACUCCAGCGCAAAGUACUUUGGCACAUCUCUAAAUAGUGUUCUUCUGUCAGGACCAGACCUCAAUAACUCACUCAUUGGGGUGCUGAUCCGCUUCCGCAAGGAAAAGGUAGCAGUGAUUGCUGACAUACAACAGAUGUUCCACUGCUUUCUUGUCCGCAGAGACCAUAGGGACUACCUGAGGUUUUUGUGGUACAGAGACAAUGACAUGAGUAAGGACAUUAUCGACUACAGGAUGAGGGUCCAUGUUUUCGGCAACAGUCCGUCGCCCUCCGUUGCCAUCUACGGGCUAAGAAGAGCCAUCCAUGAAGGUGCACACAAGUACAGAGAAGACACGGUUCAGUUUGUUGAACGUAAUUUUUAGGUAGAUGAUGGGC
Messenger RNA from Misgurnus anguillicaudatus (oriental weatherfish), 3736 nucleotides. NCBI's taxonomy places the organism in Eukaryota, Metazoa, Chordata, Actinopteri, Cypriniformes, Cobitidae. The record is from RefSeq and is a predicted model, not a curated record.